Centruroides sculpturatus (bark scorpion) is the source of this 1126-nucleotide messenger RNA. Its product is annotated as protein obstructor-E-like. Gene Ontology annotation, cellular component: extracellular region. The coding region runs from base 70 to 822 and encodes 250 amino acids. The transcript has 5 exons. The record is from RefSeq and is a predicted model, not a curated record. Lineage: Eukaryota; Metazoa; Arthropoda; Arachnida; Scorpiones; Buthidae. Gene Ontology annotation, molecular function: chitin binding.
GGCCAGGCUGGUAUGUAAGCAAGGUAUCCUUCUACCGACUAGCCAGUCUUCGAGGUGUGCUGUGAGCUUAUGUGCAGGAUGACAGUCUACCUGUUGAUCUCUCUCCUUUUAGUGACAGCUUAUGCCCAACAGCGGGAUAACCCUCCUCCUGCUAGAGAAGGACAGCCAGCGCCUGUAUCAUCGAGAGAAACGUUUCACUGCCCCAAAGCAUUUGGCUUCUUUCCACACGACAGGAGUUGCGACAAAUAUUGGGCAUGUGAAAAUGCAACAGCAACCAUAAAACUGUGUGGGAACGGUUUGGUCUUCGACGAUGCCGAUUCAUCGCGAGAAAACUGCGCGUAUCCAUUCAGCGUUAACUGCGGUUCUAGAACCGAUUUAGAACCACCUAUAAGUACGCCCCACUGUCCUCGUUUAUAUGGCAUCUUUCCGGAUAACAAAAAAUGCCAAAUUUUCUAUUCGUGUUGGAACGGAGAAGCCUCCAAAUACGAAUGUCCUCCAGGUUUAGCUUAUGAUUCGGAUCAGAGAGUAUGCGUUUGGGCCGAUCACGUGGAAAGAUGCGGAGAACUUGAAGUCGCAGAAGGUUUUGUAUGCCCAGAUCCGUCUGAAAUCGAUCAGCCGGGACAUUACACUCGUCACGCUCAUCCUACCGAUUGCAGAAAGUUCUACGUGUGUAUCGAAUCUGUGGCUAGACCCUAUGGUUGCAGCGUGGGUACAGUUUUCAAUGUUGAUACUUUGCAAUGCGAUGAUCCAGAGAACGUUCCGGGAUGCGAGAAAUAUUACGGAGACGUGGAUGUUAAAGGACUAAAGAAGUUGGGAAGUUAGAGAGUAGAAAUUAAUCUGAAUAAAUGUUACCAUCACUCACGCUGCGCAACUAAAAAAUCAUCAUCAUUUAAGCAAAAACCAUUUUGGAAUAUUUUUUUUAAUCAUUUAUUCUGUUUUAACGACGGGAUUACCCGUUUGAAAAAUUAUUUUACACAUCAUCUAACAAAUGCGCGAAGUUUUUAAGUUUUUAUCCCCCGAUCUGAAUCUUGCAAUUUUAUAUAGUUCAAUAAUCUUUUUACAAAUAUUCUGACCUUAAUAGGGCCAGUUAUUGCAGGUCGUUGUACCUUAAGAGAGGAUAGUCUGG